AAAAGUUGCGAGACACACCGUCAUUCCAGCUAUAUUCUUCGCCAUUGCUUUAUUUAUUUCGCAGUAAUUCCUGUUCUUCCACAGAUAAUCAAUUGUCCAAACAGACAAACCAAUCAGGAUGCUUUCAACCAUGAGAAUUGCCUCGCGGCAGGUCGCCGGUAGGCGGAUGGCUGUCCGCCCUCUUGCUGCUUUGCGCCCAGCUUCAACUUGGGCCAACGUCCAGAUGGGCCCUCCAGUACGAUGUGAGUCGACGAACAAUGCCACGAGACCCCCGACCGAGCAGGAUAGCGCGCGAUGCGAACACUUUUACUGAUUGUCAAGCACGUAUCACUGAAGCUUUCAAGGCCGACAGCAACAACAAGAAGAUCAACCUCGGUGUUGGCGCCUACCGCGAUGACGCUGGCAAGCCCUACGUGCUGCCGUCAGUCAGGCAAGCCGAGGAGAAGGUUAUUGCAGCUCGCAUGAACAAGGAGUACGCCGGAAUCACUGGUGUGCCUGAAUUCACUUCAGGAGCUCUUACCCUGGCCUACGGCAAGGACUCGACCGCCCUCGACCGCACUGCCAUCACCCAGUCCAUUUCUGGCACUGGUGCUCUGCGCAUCGGCGCCGAGUUCCUUUCCAAGUUCUACCCUGGCGCGAAGAACAUCUACAUCCCCACCCCGUCAUGGGCCAACCACGGCGCCGUCUUCACACAGGCCGGCCUGAAGGUUGAGAAGUACCGCUACUACAACAAGGACACCAUCGGCCUCGACUUUGAGGGUCUGGUCGCCGACGUCAAGGCCGCACCCAAGGGCUCCAUCUUCCUCUUCCACGCCUGCGCCCACAACCCCACCGGUGUCGACCCUACUCCUGAGCAGUGGCGCGAGAUUGAGACUGUCGUCAAGUCGGCCGGUCACUACGCCUUCUUCGACAUGGCUUACCAGGGAUUCGCUUCAGGUGACAUCCACAAGGACGCUUUUGCGCUGCGCCACUUCGUCGCCCAGGGUCACAACGUCUGCUUGGCCCAGUCCUUCGCCAAGAACAUGGGUCUGUACGGCGAGCGCGUCGGUGCUUUCUCCAUCGUGUGCGACUCGGCCGAGGAGAAGAAGCGCGUUGACUCGCAGCUCAAGAUCCUCGUGCGCCCCAUGUACUCGAACCCCCCAAUCCACGGUGCCAGGAUCGCCGCCCAGAUCCUCAACACCCCGGCCCUCUACGACCAGUGGCUGGCUGAGGUCAAGGGCAUGGCUGACCGCAUCAUUACCAUGAGGGCUCUGCUUAAGGAGAACCUUGAGAAGCUCGGCAGCAAGCACGACUGGUCCCACAUCACCAGCCAGAUUGGCAUGUUCGCCUACACCGGUCUGACCCCCGAGCAGAUGGAGCAGCUCGCCAAGAGCCACUCGGUCUACGCCACCAAGGACGGCCGUAUCUCGGUCGCUGGUAUCACCAGCGAGAACGUUGGCCGUCUUGCUGAGGCUAUCUUCAAGAUCAAGGGUUAGAUGGUAAUGGCGAGCAGGCGCGUGGUGAAAAAGAAUUUCUGUGAAGGGUGGCUUUGCGUCGGCAACUGUGUUUUUUUCUGCAAGAUAACCCGCAGGUGAGGAAAAGAUUCGCCGGCUGUAUUCUCUUUUUUUCUGGGAUUCUUUUAGAUGUACAUCAAAGCUUUCUUUCC
Molecule: messenger RNA, 1645 nt
Organism: Pyricularia oryzae 70-15
Lineage: Eukaryota; Fungi; Ascomycota; Sordariomycetes; Magnaporthales; Pyriculariaceae
Product: aspartate aminotransferase
Exons: 4
Coding region: 258-1475 (405 amino acids)
Biological process (GO): biosynthetic process; L-aspartate catabolic process
Cellular component (GO): mitochondrion
Molecular function (GO): pyridoxal phosphate binding; L-aspartate:2-oxoglutarate transaminase activity
Source: RefSeq, a predicted model, not a curated record